This is a messenger RNA of Pelobates cultripes (western spadefoot toad), 10678 nucleotides long. NCBI's taxonomy places the organism in Eukaryota, Metazoa, Chordata, Amphibia, Anura, Pelobatidae. The record is from the annotation of a GenBank genome assembly.
GUCCGAUAUCCGGUUUACUUCCGGGUGUUGUAAGCACAUCCGAAAGAAUCAGGUAUUGUAUCCGGUCGAAGGGUUAUUUGCACGUUAAGGUAUUAAAAGGUCUUUAAAUAGUGAAUUCCUGGUUUAUUAAAUGUCCGUUCUAGUUAAAGGCAGCUAUAGACGAUAUAUGCUCGGUGGUUCAUUGGAAAGCACAACUUGGGGUUUUCAUACAUUAUUUUCUAUAAUAUAGGAAUGUGAAGGGAAUGCUUAUAAUUGAUUCUUAGAAAUUAUCUCUUGAUGCACUUGUUCGGGGAAUUGACCAUUGCAAUUUCUGCUUAUUUUUUUACUGAAUUCUGAAAAUAUCCCUUGAAUCUUCCAUACAAUACUCUAGCAUUUAGUGGGUUGUUAGAUACUUAAAAGGCUGAGAAGUGUGGGUUCCUAGUUCCAUCAUGUUUUUUUCUGGAUACAUAUAUUUGCAUGUACCAAAAUACUUCAUAAAAAUUGCUUCCCUCCAGGAUGUCGAAUGCAUAGGAAGUGGAACCAAGUAGUGAUUAUGCAGUAUAUAGAUCAUAUAGUUGCGUAGCACUUUAAAUGUAAUGCCCUGCAACAAGUCAGAAAAGCAUGAUGAAUUUGCAAAUCCUAAGUGAGACCCGGUAUAAAUUGUAAAGAGAUCCAACACGAAGAGUAAUCCAAAUAACCACAUCUUUGUUUUAUCAUAACAGGUAAAAUAGUUCAUGUGACAUUUAAAAAUCUAAAUAAUCAUCUUUUGUCCACCUUUUUUGACAUGUAGGAUAAUAAUGGCAACGUCAUCAAAUUUGGUAGCAAACAGAGGCCGGCGCUUUAAAUGGGCCAUAGAAUUUGGAAACGUGGGAAUCAGGUAAUUUGUAUAUUUGUAUAUAAUGUUAAGGAGAAUAUUGCCACUGCAUUUGGGACAUAAUUAACCCCUUAAGGACUGAGCCAAAUUCAUCUCUUUCAUAUUAAGUGCACCCACACUUAUUAUAUAUCAUUUUAUUAAAGGACCACUAUAGGCACCCAGACCACUUCAGCUUAAUGAAGUGGUCAGGGUGCCAGGUCCAGCUAGGGUUAACCCUUUUUUUAAUAAACAUAGCAGUUUCAGAGAAACUGCUAUGUUUGUUAGGGUUAAUCCAGCCUCUAGUGGCUGUCUCUUGACAGCCGCUAGAGGUGCUUGCAUGCUUCUCACUGUGAAAAUCACAGUGAGAAGACGCCAGCGUCCAUAGGAAAGCAUUGUAAAUGCUUUCCUAUGUGACUGGCUGAAUGCAUGCGCAGCUCCUGCUGCGCAUGCGCAUUCAGCCGAAGAGGAGGAGGAGAGCGCCCUGCCCGGCGCUGGAGAAAGAGGUAAGUUUAACCCCUUCCUCCCCUCUCAGCGCCACGGGAGUGGGACCCUGAGGGUGGGGGCACCCUCAGGGCACUAUAGUGCCAGGAAAACGAGUGUUUUUCUGGCACUAUAGUGGUCCUUAAAGGAGAAAUAGGGCUUUCAUUUAACAUCAAAUAUUUAGCUAUGAAACAUAAUUUAAUAUGAAUAAACAAAAAUUUUUUACAAAAAAAUAAAAGAACUUAAGAAAUGCUGUUAUUUAGUUCUGCAUGACAUUUUAACUAUUAAUGUCAUAAUAUUGUUUGCUUUUACUGCAAUAAAAUACACAUUUGUAUUCAGCAAUGUCUCACAUGUAAAACAGUACCUCCUAUGUACAGGUUUUAUGGUGUUUUGGGAAGUUACAGGGUCAAAUAUAGCUUGUUACAUUAUUCAUUUUUUUCACAUUGAAAUUCGCCAGAUUGGUUACGUUGCCUUUGAGACCGUAUGGCAGCUAAGGAAUAUGAAUGAACCCCAUGUUGGCAUACCAAUUGCAAAAGUAGACAACCCAAGGUAUUGCAAAUGGGGUAUGUCCAGUCUUUUUAGUAGCCACUUAGUCACAAACACUGGCCAAAGUUAGCGUUAAUAUUUUUGUGUGUGAAAAAUGCAAAUAACUAAUUUGAACGCCAACUUUGGCCAGUGUUUGUGACUAAGUAGCUACUAAAAAAGACUGGACAAUACCCUAUUUGCAAUACCUUGGGUUGUCUACUUUUAGAAAUGGUAUGCCAUCAUGGGCAUAAUUCUCAUUCCUGGGCUACCAUACGGUCUUAAAGGUGACGUAACCAAUCUGUCAAAUUUCAAUGUGAAAAAACUGAAACACGAGCCUUAUAUUUGACUCUGUAACUUUUGAAAACACCAUAAAACCUGUACACGUGGGGUACUGUUAUACAAAGGAGACUUUGCUGAACACAAAUAUUAGUGUUUCAAAACGUAAAACGUAUCACAACGAUAUAUAUAUGAUCUAAGUAUAUAUUGUUUUAUUUUACACUGUUUAUCUUUGCUUCAUUUGAUUUUAGGCAGCAGGGGGACUACCUGUCAUUCCAGACACUCCCCCUACUGGCACUGCUAUGGUCGACUAUUCCGUCCAUGUGAUCGUGAGGUCCUCGCAAGGACCUCGCGAUCACAUGGCCCAGGAGGAUCGCCGGCGAGCAGGUAAGUAACCUGGAAGGUGUGGACGUACUAUGCCGCAACCAGCGUUUUUAGAGCUGGGUCCCCAAGGACGGCAUAGCAUGCCCACCGUCCUUAAGGGGUUAAUGAAUAAUAUUUACUGUUGACUUUACACCAGUCAAUAUUUUACUUAAAUAGUAAUUAAAGGGACACUCCAGACACCAGACCACUUCUGCCCAUUGGAGUGGUCUGGGUGCCAACUCCCAUCACCCUUAACCCUGCAAGUGUAAUUAUUGCAGUUUUUAUAAACUGCAAUAAUUGCCUUGCAGGAUUAGGUCCUCCUCUAGUUGCUGUCCAUCAGACAGCCACUAGAGGGACUUCUGGGUUCUUAAAACACGAAAAGUGGUUUAGACGACACUGGACGUCUUCACGCUAUGCAUGAGGACAUCCAGCGUCACUGGAAUCCCCAUAGGAAAGCAUUGAAUAAUGCUUUCCAAUGGGGAAGCCUAAUGCGCGUGGCCAUUGCCGCACAUGCGCAUUAGGUCUCCUUCCCCUUGACGCAGGAAAUGGAGCUGACUUAAUGGAGCUCCUUUCAUCAAGCGUAGGAAAAAUACAUAAGACAAAGUAGUGCAUACUUUGUCUUGUGUUUUAAAGAAAACUAGAUCAGAAAUAAAGAAACGAACAGAUUCCGAGAGAGGAAAAGAAGAGGAAACGGUUGGAUAAAUAUAUUCGACAUGGAAGUGCCGCUCUAAAUUAUUCUUUUCUUUUUUUUUUUUAAAGAGGUCGUAGUGAAAGAGGAUCUCCACAAGACAGCAUGUAUCCAGUUGGCUAUUCAGAUAAACAGGUCCCAGACACUAGCGUGCAAGAGUCUGACCACAUUUUAGUAGAGAAGGUGAGCCCAAAUGCUUAGUCUGGAUGCUUAGUAUGGAUAUGCAUAGUUAUUUAAUUAGAAUAAUCUACAUGUUAUCUGUUCCCACUGAUCAUUUGAUUUCACUCCCUCCUGUUUGCAGCGUUGCUGGGAUAUCGCUCUUGGGCCACUCAAACAGAUCCCCAUGAAUCUAUUCAUCAUGUAUAUGGCUGGGAAUACCAUAUCCAUCUUCCCCAUCAUGAUGGUGUGUAUGAUGGCAUGGAGACCUAUACAGGCGCUGCUUGCAACACCAGCCAGUGAGUUUCACUUUCUAGCUAUAUUUCAUAUUGCAUUCCGUAAAAUGAAUUUACAAGUAGGCUCUCCAGCUGUUGUUAAAGUACGAUGAGAAAGGUAGGUAUUUGACCAAUCAUCCUGUGAAAACAGAAGCUGUGCCACAUGGGCUGAUUAUUAGAGGAGACCUUUAAAUGCAAUGAGAAUAAUGAAAGACGUAUUUCAUGAUCAAUAUGGUUUGGCUACUCCGCCUCUGAAGGAAUUGACUAUGUACGUUAUAUUCUAGUUUGUUUGGGCUCUAUCAUAAUACCAUGUUUCAUAACAUGACUACUGCAAUACCCUUCUCAGUGGUUUUUCGUGUUCCCAGAUUGCACCGCUGCAAUCUAUAAUGGAUGCGGUGGCGAGGCUCAUUUUCCUGUCCGCUCGCACCUCCCACGCCUCCCCUCUCUGUCAGUCGCUGCAUUGGCUUCCAGUUAGAUAUAGGGCUUAAUUUAAAAUUCUGCUGCUUGCUUACAAGUCCCUACAUAAUGCUGCUUCAACCUACUUAUCCUCCCUAGUACACAAGUAUGUCCCGUUUUGGCCCCUACGCUCUGCCAAAGACCUAUGUCUAUCCUCUGUCCAUACUCCCACCUCUGAUGCUCGCCUCCAAGAUUUCUCCAGCGCUUCACCUCUUCUGUGGAACUACCUUCUCCGUAAGACUUUCACCCAGUCUCCACUCAUUCAAAAAAAAUCGUUGAAAACACACUUCUUCAAGAAAGCAUAUCAUUUAAACUGUUAGCAGGUCUUUAUCCUCCACCCUACAUGACUCCUUUCCUGCAACUGUCAAAAAUUACCAACUAAGCCCUCAGUGAAUACUUUUCUAACAUCUUACUUCGUACCCCUACUUUUACCCUUUAUGUCACUAUACCCCACUCCCUCUAGAAUGUAAGCUUAUUGAGCAGGGCCCUCCACCUCUCUGUUCCUGUACGUCCAGUUGUUUGGUUACAAUUACAUGUAUGUUACUCCACCCAUUGUACAGCACUAUGGAAUCUGAUGGUGAUAUAUAUAUAUAUAUAUAUAUAAUAUUAAGGUUCUUUAUACUUUAAACGACCACUCUGUGCUUAGGUGCUUUAUCUGUAUGGAGUAUUCGAUUACAGAGACAUUUAAUAAAAGUGCAGAUUUCUUCGAGAACUCUAAACCUUUCUAAAUCAAUUAGGAAACACCUUCCUGGCUGUCAGUCAGAUAGGGAAGUUUCCUGCCUCCUUCCUUUAGCUCCGAUGGCAGAUGCACUGUGAGUGCUCAGUUGUAAACGUGCUCCCUGACUCUUCAGUCUCCUCCGGGGCUCCAGUGCCAACUUGUGUAUCCAAGUCAAGUUACUGUCAGCAUUGUGACUACUCACUGUGAAAGAGCACCAGGGUACGCCUGACACCAUAACCAGUAAAGGUGCUUGUAGUGGUUAUGGUGUUUUGAGUGUUUAUUUUAUUCUGUUUAAGACUAAAUCUAAAUAGAUAAACCCCCUAGUGCUUUAUAAUAUAUAAUGCAUUGAGAUUCCAAUUGCUUUCAAGCAUGCCUUAAGGUUUUUAUAUUCAGAAAGAUUACUGCAUGUUUUCAGGAAAGUAAUGUUCUUGCUGUGGAACUAUGGGCAUAUGUGGUGGAGACAGAUCAAGUGGACAUACUGGUUCAAGCUGUGCUGGAUUUUCAAAAGUGAUUACAAACCAGGCAAUAAAAGUGAAGGGUGCAUUUGUAUUCAAGAGUUAGCCAGUUUAGAUACUUAAACAUAUCAUAAAAUGUUAAUUCAUUGAAGACCAAAGAAUAUAAUAUUGGCAAAGAUACUUAUACAACAUACACACAGUAUAUGAUGCCAGAUUUUUCUCACACUUGCUUUCUGUUGAAGGAUUGAACAUGAUGUUUUUGUAGAGAUCACCUAGGGACACUAUAGUCAUCAGACAAACUACAGCUUAAAGUAGGCUUACCAAAACUCAGGCCCUCCAGAUGUUGCUGAACUACAACUCCCAUGAUUCUAUGAAUGAAUUAGAUAGGCUGAGAAUCAUGGGAGUUGUAGUUCAGCAACAUCUGGAGGGUCAGCGUUUGGGGGAAGCCUGGCUUAAAGGAUCACUAUAGGGUCAGAAACACAAACAUUUAUUCCUGACCCUAUAGUGUUAAAACCCCCAUCUAGCCCCUCAUCCCUCCAUAAAUAUAGCAAACUCUUACUGUAUUCAAGCCUGAAGCUGUAACUCUGCAUGCUGUAACAAGCAGUCUGCUGACAUCAUCAGAAGUGGUGGCCUGAUCCAAUCACAAUGCUUCUCCAUAGGAUUGGCUGAGACUGACAAGGAGGCAGAUCCUGUGUUAGUCCUGAACAGUGAUUGUGACUGUGUUGAAUAAUCAUCAGUGGCAAGGGCAAUUACCAGUGUUUUGUGCCUUUGACACAUUUCUGGGUCUUUUCAGACCUUGUAGUGCCUAAUUGUCUGCUUUUAUAGUUGAAAGGUGUAGUGUGUUAAAUGAACAUUCCAAGCUUCAUGGCCACUACCGCAGACUUAACAGUUCAACUUCUUAGCUGGGCACUACACCCUGCCUCUCGACUUCUGUUAUGGAGAGGCAGAAGCUUCUGCUAGGCCCUUCCAUUACUUCGAAGUGCAUUCGAGGGGGGAUGGGGAGCCUUGUCAAGUCUUAUUAUUGUUGUUUGUUGGUAGUAAAAUUGUGCAAGGGUCAGUUUGCUGUAACUCAGAGAGGUCUGCUAAGAUUGAGGCUCUAAGAGAUGUAGGUCAUCUCACUGUACACAUUGUUUUACAAGCUACACUAUCACAAAAGUUACUACAUAUCCAAUCUUUGAGAAAACGUAAGAGUUAACUGUAGUAUUAAAGGAACAUUAUCUGCACCAUGAGCACUCUCAUACCUUCCACUGUUCAACCUGGUCCAACUUUCUCAGCAAAUACCAGAGCCUCCAUGCUUAAAGUAUCAGCUGAUGGCCAAUCACUGGCUGCUCGUAGAGAGUAAUGCUCCAGAAAUGUAAAUACCUUGAAGCACUCCAUUGCAAAAACUAUAUAUAAAAAUACUGUUUAGUAGAUUAUUAGAUCAGUAGUAAUUAUACAUUUUUAAGUCCUAUCUGAAUAUAGCUUUCAAAAGCUGCAGAUCUCUUAUCUGAAACCUUUGCAAGCCCUCCUAGCCCAUACCAGACUUUCUGUGGCUGUUCAAUCACAGAUUUUCAAAUGAGGCACAAUGGUUUUGUGCGGUACCAUCUUCACGGUUUGAUAGAUCCCUAAAGGAAUGGUAAUAUUCAGUCUGUUUAGUGGAAAACAGUGAUUUUAGGGCCAGAGACAAGAUCUUUGAAUAGGAUGUCACCCAUAAAGUAACAUUCUAUGUAGGUACGGAUUAUACGCCAAGUUAAACAAAAAUCUUCUCUCUCCCCUCCUAUUCAGCUUUCAAGCUUCUGGAAAGUUCUGGUCAGCGCUUCCUACAGGGUCUGGUGUACUUGAUUGGGAACCUCCUAGGCUUGGCAUUGGCAGUCUAUAAGUGUCAAUCAAUGGGCCUUCUGCCUACUCAUGCAUCUGAUUGGCUGGCCUUCAUUGAGCCACCAGAGGUGAGACUUAAUAAAAGCUUCUUGUGCAGAUUUAUCUUGUUCCAAACAAACAGUCUAAAUUUUAAAUUUUUUUUUUUUUUUUUUUUUUUCAGAGAAUGGAAUACACUGGCGGCGGUCUCUUAUUAUGAUUGACUAAGGAUGCAACAGAAGCUUGAAUCUACAUUGCCCUUGUUAUGCUACUAUGUCCUUUUAAUAAAUUAUUAUAACUUCUAGCUUAGUGCAAAUUAUGAUUUUUUUUUUUAAUGAUCCAGGAAAAAAUGACCUUACAAGCACAUACUUAGAAAACACUUUUAUUUGGAUGUAUGUCACAGUUUAGAGCAUCUUGCCCUUCCCUCCCCACACACACACACACACACACACACACACACACACACACACACACACACACACACAAUAAAACCACAGAGACAAAUUAGGCUUGUGAAACCACAGAACAAUUGAACAUUUGCGAUCAAUUCUGCAGCCUUCGCUUCUAUUUCAGUGCGACUUCCACCAAGUACAGAAACAAGUUUACAGGCAGUGCAUACCGCACUUGCAGGACUAGAUUUAUAAAAUAAAUUUAACACUUGGAAUGCUGCAUUGACCAAUAAAUUAAAACCUGUGUACGUACAUAGCUUGUCUUAUUUUAAAACAAAAAUAAAAUUAGUUUUUGGGGUUUUAACAACCAACACUUAAUGAACUACAGAAACUUUUUUUUUUUUUUAAGUGGUCUCUUAACUGACCAUUGGCAUUUGUGUCCUUGAUAUUGGGAAUGGCAAAUAUUAAACUUUAGCACACAGACUUUAAGGGAGAGAAGAAAAUACUUCUUGCUUAAAAAAUUUCACUUCCUAUUACACUUCUAAAACGGAGGCAGGCAAAUCUGAUCCGCAGGGGGUGCAAGCAAGGCCAGUUUGAAGAUGAGUUAGUGCAUGAGAGUCAAUACUGACUUAAGUAAACCCUACCAUGAAUGAAAAUAUCCAUGAACCAUUCAAAACAAAAUAUGGUGACAAUUCUCACUCAGGAUAGAUUUGCAGUUUAAUAAACAAGGUUGAUACAAGUAAAAAGGUAAAUACAAUAAUUGCAUAGCAUUCUUGAAAAAUAAAUAAUGGAAUUUGUAUUUUUAAAGUGACCGUUCAAUCACCAACUGAUGCAACGGUUAUGGUGAAAUGGCAUACAAAUUUGUCUCCCUACAUUUUCUGAGUACUUUAGAACCAAUUUGUUAGAAACAGCUGCUGAGACUUCUAAUCCUAUAUAGACUGUGUCCCUCUCUCAGGCAAGUUUUGUACUUGUAGGCUUUAAGCCAAACCACAAAUGGUUUUCUUCAUAAAACAUGGAUAAAGUUAUUCUGCACCACAAAAAAUAUAAAGAUGUCCAGCAUCUAUUAACUUCUCGAAUAGCUUGUCAUGUUUUUCAUGAAUAAAACUAUAUGCAGCCUACCUUCUUUAAAAAAAAAAAAAAAAAUGUAAAUCUUAAAAUAUCGCCAUUAAGGAACAAGCCACACACAUAAGGCAGUUCAGCUUGAAGUGCUUCAUGUGUCUGGAACCUGUCACAUAUGUGACAUGUUUAUAAUUGGGAGCAGACUUUGUGCUUGGGGAAAAAGGAACUUGCAAAGGCUGCAGACAAGAAAUCUGAAGCUUUUGCAAGCUAUUUUUAGAUAUACUCUAAAGAAAACAUGAAGAAAUAAAUGUAUGUGUGCUUUCUUUGGCAUAUGUCUACUAAGUAGUUAAAAUCAAUACAUUAAUCACAGAUUUGCGCUUUUUUUUUUUUUUUUAAAGAAAUUAAAAAUUAGGAAUGGGUCAUAUGCAUAAUGAAAUGUUCUGUUAAUAUUAAAUGCAUAACCUUAUAAUAAUACACAUUUAACAAACUCUAGUCUUUAAAUAACAUUAAAAAAAAAAACACAAAACUAAAGUACGAUCUAAAACAAAUGGUAACUACAUUACUGUUUCAAUCUGUGUUGCCAUCCCAACUGUGGGCCGUGCAACAUAAUUACAUUACUCAGUGAUCUCUCUUGAGUUUUUUGGAACAGGAUAACAUUUUUAUUAUUUUUCAAGUCAAACCGCAGUGCGCAAUGUUUGGCUUUGUUGAUUCAAUCUAGCACUACAUACACAAGAUGAUGUCCAGUCAAUGUUUGCCAACUGAGUGCAUGGCACAAGUAUUUAUAUUAACCUGUGAACUAGCAAGUACUGGAUUAUAUUUACACUGUGGUAAUAUCCACAAUGGUUAUCUGGUAGCAAUCUACAUAGGGAAAAUUUUAUUUAUAUAGACCUGUACACAGGACAGAACUGAUAAUGUAAAUGUUUUCUCAUGUUUGAUUUGAUGCAGUGCAUGGAAUCAUCACAAUAUAUGGCAUAUUAAUUGCACCCAUGGAUCAGCACUGCCCGCCUCUGUAACAGGUUAAGAAGAGCUAAAGCAGCAGCUACCAGCACCAUUCCUCAACACGUCAUCUAUGGAAAAGACAUAGCAAAAAAACUCUUGGUCUUGAGGACUGGUACUAGUAGACUCUGUACUAAAGCACUCCAUAACAAUUAAAGAGACACCGCAGAGACCAACACAAUUUAAGGAAUUUGGUAGACCUUAAUAUGCUUGAUUUUGUUGUGUACUCAAAUCCAUAGUUUUUGCACACAAAAAAAUAAAAAUAAAUGUUUUGGAGAAUGCUGCAUCAUAGCCACAUCCCCUCAUGCCAGAAAGACAAAUGUCUGCAUACAGUUUCAGCCUCUAACAGUCUUGAGUGAGAUGCUUUUAAUUCACAACCUGACUGCAGACCGUCUCUUCUUCUAAUGCAGGGAGUUUUGUAGUUCAUAUAUGUGAUAAGGAAGUUUUAUUUCUGGAGUUAAGGGGUGUGGCUAUGUAGGCAGGCUUAUGCUGCAGCAUUCUGCAAAGAUUUGAACAGGCCAAAAAUAUAAAAUUAAAAGAUUUAUCAAAUGCAUUCCAAGUUAUAUUGGUGCUCAGAGUGUACCUUUAAAAAUUGGGAGUAAAUCCUACAUAAAUAGUUAUGACAAGCAUACCAAACUUUGAGAUUUUGUAAAUAUCCAACAGCACAGUUUACACUAAGCAUUUAAUGCAACACUUCUGUAGAGAGGUGUGUGCCAUGUCACAGUUCUGGCUUGAGCCUCUUCUCCAGAACUGCAAGGGAUACCAGGGGAGGGGGGAGACUGGUCAUUUUCUAUCUGCUCUUUGGGAGAAAAUAAAUUUGCCUUUGGCAUUCAUAAAAGUGAAAAAAAGGAAAAAAAUAAAAUAAUUUUCCUGAAGAGUACUUUUCCUUGCGGUUUGUUCUGAAGCAGAUGAAGGAGGAUUAUAAAGAUACAGUCUCUUUAUCUCCACCCUAAAGCCAGCUGUCACUUCCUUAAAAUACAGAGAGGUCUGCUUUCAGAAACUGAACUGGCCUAAUGUGCUGUGGAAAUGUGUUACAUCCGAAGUCCACUGUUAGGAGUAGAUUGUGAUCACCUCCGUUCCACCUCCUCUUACUAAUAGCACACGCUCCAGACCUUCAGUCAGUACUUCUAGAAACUCCAUAUCUGUACAAAGGGUGAGUUAAAGAUAUGUAGAAACA